This is a messenger RNA of Ziziphus jujuba (common jujube), 1972 nucleotides long. RefSeq names its product pentatricopeptide repeat-containing protein At3g14330. Gene Ontology annotation, molecular function: zinc ion binding; protein binding; RNA binding. Gene Ontology annotation, biological process: RNA modification. NCBI's taxonomy places the organism in Eukaryota, Viridiplantae, Streptophyta, Magnoliopsida, Rosales, Rhamnaceae. The record is from RefSeq and is a predicted model, not a curated record.
AUGAAAUUUUAUCAGCUAUUCAAUAAGCUUAGAGUUAUAUGCUCAUGUUUCAAAGACAGAAACUCCCAACACUCCAAAACCCCCUUCUCAAAUCUCUCCGCUAAAUCUGGAAAACUUGAUGAUGCUCUUCGCUUAAUCGAAUCCUGGCCGUCCAAGUUUCAGGCCACUGAAUCAGACGACGAGGCGUACUCCUCUGCUUGUUCAGAUCAAGUCUUGAAGGUAUUUGAAGGAAUGCCUCAACGAAAUGUUGUUUCCUGGAACACUUUGAUUGCAGGUUUUAUUCGUCAAGAUCAAAUUUUUUAUUCACUGCAUACUUUUAGGAGGAUGCAAACUGAAGGAAUGGGGUUUAGUUGGGUUCCCAGUUUGUAGUCGAGUGUGACUGCGCUUCACUGCGGCAAAGAAAUACAUGCCCCUCAGAUUUUAAAGUCAACGAAUAGACCCGACAGUUUUGUACUUAACUCACCUAUGGAUAUGUAUGCAAAAUGCGGAGCAAUUGAUUACUGUAGAAGAGUGUUUUGUAAGAUGCAGAGUAAGGAUUUGACAUCUUGUAAAACCAUGCUCACAGGGUAUGCAGUCAAUGGGUUCAUGGAAGAAGCAAUGAAAUUUUUUGAUGAGAUGGUCAAGUCUGACAUCAAACCACAUGCCAUAACCUUUACUACUUUGUUGUCUGGUUGUAGCCAUGCAAGUCUUACUGCUGAGGGACAGAUUUUUGGUAAGAUGAAGCUGGAUUAUGGGAUAUCACCAACUCUUGAGCAUUAUAUGUGUCUGAUAGACAUUUUGUGUGGAGCUGGUAGAAUCAAGGAAGCAUUGCGACUAGUAGGCAUGCCUAUGAAGCCGAAGAUUACCAUAUGGUGAUCGUUACAACUCAACUCAUGUCAGCUCCAUGGCAACGUUUCUCUUGGGAAGCUCAUUGCAGAGCCGUUAUUUGAACUUGAAUUUAAUAAUUCUAGAAAUUAUAUUUUGCUCCCUUACAUUUAUGCAAAUGCAGAGAUGUGGGAGGGUGUGAAUAUGGUAAGACACAUGAUGGAGAAAAGGGAAAUCAACAAAGAGGCUGGAUGUAGUUGGACACAAAUAAGAAACAGAAUUCACACAUUUGUGGCAGGUGGUGGUUUUGAACUCCAUAAUUCACCUAAUUUUGAGAAGGCAUGGAGUGAAUUAAUGGAAGCUACAAAAGACAAUGUAUACAUUCCAGACACAAGUGUUGUGCUUCAUGAUGUAAAUGCAGAACGAAAAACAUCAUGGAUAUGCAGGCAUAGUGAGCAACUUGCAACUACUUUUGCACUGCCGAUGAAAUGUGUAAGGAUUAGAAAGAAUCUUCAUGUUUGUGCAGAUUGCCAUACUUGACUGAAACAUGUUUCCAGGAUAACCGGUAGGUUGAUUGUCUUGAGAGAUACAAAUCGAUUCCAUGAUUGAAAUGGAGAAGCACACUCUUGUAAGGACUACUGGUUAUAACACAUAAGAAUCAAAUUGCUAUAACGGAGCUAUAUUCGAAAUGGAUGAUUAUGUUGUUUUGUUUUCUUAUCAAGCAGUUUUACAUCAAAAGGGAUGCUUGCAUCUGGAACUGAAGUAGUUGCACACCCAGUAACCAAAUUCCUUACAUACAGAAUUGCUUCUGUUGUUGGCACUGAGCUGACAUUAUGUGUCUAUCUUUGAUCUGUGUGCCAAAGACACCAAAGUCUUUUCUCAAGAAUUGUUGAGCAGUGUGACCCCAAACACCACUAAUGAGACAGUCUACUCCGGAGCCAUCAUGGGUCCUGUUGCAAAUAGAAUUGCGAAUGCAGAAUUUAAAUGGUGCCCUCUACAAAGUAGUGGCUAAUGAAGGAAAGAACAUGCUACCUGAUUUACAUAUUUUUACUCAUUCAUUUCCUUUCUGUCUUUUUUUGUUAAAUAAUUCUCCUUUGUAAUCUGAAUUUGAUUGCGCUAUAAUAUCUACUUUUUGCUUUCAUUAUGCCAUAAUGUCUAUACUUUGUUU